Stylophora pistillata is the source of this 660-nucleotide messenger RNA. Its product is annotated as zinc finger MYM-type protein 2-like. The record is from RefSeq and is a predicted model, not a curated record. Lineage: Eukaryota; Metazoa; Cnidaria; Anthozoa; Scleractinia; Pocilloporidae.
AUGAAAGAAAGAGCACGGCAAGGUAUAGGAGUAGAUGUUAACCAUGCAAAUUUGAUAACACAGGAACAAGAAAACUAUUUGUGGGAACAUGGUUUUCUAGGUAGUGGAAAUGCAGAAUUACUUCGCGAUACGUUGGUUUGGGUUUUAGGCGUUCAGUUUGCUCUGAGGGCUGGGCAAGAACACAGAAACUUGAGACUAAGAAAUUCACAGUUGUCUCUACAGUGUGACGAAUUGGGGCGUGAAUUUUUGCAGUAUACCGAGGAUAUCCGUAAGACAAAUAAUGGGGGAUUGAGCUAUUUGCGUAUCAAAAGGAAAGUUGCCCGGGCAUAUAAGAAUUUGACAGAUGUUGAGCGAUGCCCUGUUGAGCUGUAUAAACAAUACUUGUCUCACGUGCCAAAUGAAGCCAACGACAACGCAUUUUAUUUGCGCGCUUUGCCAAAGUCAAAUGGGGAAAUAUGGUACUACAAAAGGGCAGCAGGGAGAGAAAGUUUAGGAAAUGUUGUAAAGAAAAUUAUGAAAAAAGCGCAGUUCGUUGGCCACUACAUUAAUCACUCUCUCAAGCGUUCUUGUGCUACGCGGUUGUAUGAUGGUGGUGUUUCAGAACAACUUAUCCUAGAAACGACCAGUCAUCGGUCUUCCGAUGGUGUCAAGAGCAUAUAA